Molecule: messenger RNA, 376 nt
Organism: Octodon degus (degu)
Lineage: Eukaryota; Metazoa; Chordata; Mammalia; Rodentia; Octodontidae
Gene: Tmem203
Product: transmembrane protein 203
Exons: 1
Biological process (GO): intracellular calcium ion homeostasis
Cellular component (GO): endoplasmic reticulum
Source: RefSeq, a predicted model, not a curated record
GUGUUCUCUGUGCUGCUGGCGCUCCGCGUAGAUGGCCUGGCCCCUGGCCUCUCCUGGUGGAAUGUGUUCGUGCCCUUCUUCGCGGCGGAUGGGCUCAGCACCUACUUCACCACCAUCGUGUCGGUGCGCCUCUUCCAAGAUGGGGAGAAGCGGCUGGCUGUGCUGCGUCUCUUCUGGGUCCUCACGGUGCUUAGCCUCAAGUUCGUUUUUGAGAUGCUGCUGUGCCAGAAGCUGGUAGAGCACACUCGAGAGCUCUGGUUUGGCCUGAUCACGUCCCCGGUCUUCAUUCUUCUGCAGCUGCUCAUGAUCCGUGCCUGUCGGGUCAACUAGCCUCGGGCAGCAACCAGGCACCAAGCGCUGCACCGCUGGAGUGCUC